UGAAGACGUAAUCGCUCCUCGACUUCAUGUGAGAGUGUCAGUGCUAGAAGUUGGAUGCGAGAGUCACUUCUGACGUUUCACAGUUGUAAGGAACACUCGUGGGCAAUUGAUCGAUACUUUUAGGGUGACAGAGGAGCGAUCCCUAGGGCAGUGAGGACAGGAGACAGAUCCAGGAUGGCACGCACUCGUGGUUCAGCCGACUCGCACUACAAGAGUCUGGAGGGAAAGAAGGUCCUCAUCACCGGAGGCUCAGCAGGUAUUGGGAAGGCGACAGCCAUAGCGAUGAGCAAUAACGGCGCCAUAGUGACCAUCACAGGGAGGAGGCAAGACCGCCUGGAUGCAGUGGUUUCCCAGCUCAAGCAGGGGUACUCGGUGGUGGCAGACCUGCUCAAAGUAUCAGACUGCAAGCGCACGAUAGAGGAAGCGGUGGCGAAGAUGGGGGGACUGGACAUUCUGGUGAACAGCGGCGGUGUGUGGACGGAUGCGAUGGUGAGCGAGCCGAUUGGCGAGAGGGCUUUCUUGGACGGUCUGACGAUGCACGUGAUCACCGUCGCUCAGUUGAUCGAAGAGGCCAUCCCCCACCUGUCCAAGAACAAGAACGGUGCGGUGGUGAACCUGAGCAGCCUCAGCGGGAUCCAGGUCAACCCCGACUCAACCGCCUACAAUGUGAGCAAGGCAGCGCAGGACCACCUGACCAAGACGCUGGCGAGAAAGUACACCAAGCUGGGCGUGCGCAUCAACUCCGUCAACCCCGGCUUUGUGGACACGGAGAUAUUUGACGUGCUGGUGAAGGAGACGGGGCGCAGCAAGGCGGAGCUGCACGACUGGGCCAAGAGCGAGAACGAACUGAACGAGAUCUGCACCGCCGAGGAAAUUGCGGGGCCCAUCCUGUUCCUGGCCUCGGAUGCCUCCAGCUUCAUCAGCGGUGUCCACCUCCCCAUCGCAGGCGCCGCGCAGGUGCAACUGGAGAUUCCGGAUCCCUCUGUCUUCUUUGCGGACAAGAAGUGAAAAUGCUGCGUGUGAUCUGUUGUCAAUAUUUCGGGGAACAUCUGUACUGACAGCGGCAGAUCACCAGCUUUGCUGAAUCCGGAUUGGUGAUGCUUCAUAAGUGAAGAAACUUUCCUGAAGAAAUUUCCCAAUUCUUGAAGUAUGUGAAGAAUGUGAAGAGGAUUCAGGCUUGUAUGUGUGCCUGGUUUCUCAACAAGGUCCGAGUGAAACCACACGCAGAUGCAAGGAAGGAUGUCCUGGUUGCUUUUUAACUGCUUCUGUUGCUUGCAAUCCAUUGCAAUGCAUGCAUGCAGCUCUGAUCGAGUUGGCCAGUGGUGCCCAUAUAUGCUUGCAUGCAACGAUACUAUAGCACUCGUUCAGGCAAGACGUUAAGACAUUAAUGUAAAUCGUUGAAAUUGGUGCAGAUUU
Messenger RNA from Coccomyxa subellipsoidea C-169, 1416 nucleotides. RefSeq names its product short-chain dehydrogenase/reductase SDR. The transcript is spliced from 7 exons. Bases 175 to 1008 code for a protein of 277 amino acids. The record is from RefSeq and is a predicted model, not a curated record. Lineage: Eukaryota; Viridiplantae; Chlorophyta; Trebouxiophyceae; Coccomyxaceae.